Molecule: messenger RNA, 3390 nt
Organism: Microdochium trichocladiopsis
Lineage: Eukaryota; Fungi; Ascomycota; Sordariomycetes; Xylariales; Microdochiaceae
Product: TUP1-like enhancer of split-domain-containing protein
Exons: 3
Coding region: 1-3390 (1129 amino acids)
Biological process (GO): regulation of DNA-templated transcription; DNA-templated transcription; chromatin remodeling
Cellular component (GO): nucleus; HIR complex
Molecular function (GO): nucleosome binding; protein binding
Source: RefSeq, a predicted model, not a curated record
AUGCGGAUAAUCAAGCCAUCAUGGCUGAGCCACAAAGGCGAACAAAAGGACUUCGAAGUCUAUAGCUGCCAUGUCUCGCCCGAUGGGAAGAGGCUGGCCACGGCCGGCGGCGAUGGCCAUGUCCGCGUAUGGUCGACCGAGGCCGUCUACAACUCCGACGACGCCUCCUACACAAAGCCCCGCCAGCUCUGCCACAUGAGCCACCACCUUGGCACCAUCCAUUCGGUCCGCUUCUCCCCAAACGGGCGCUACCUCGCCUCUGGCGCCGACGACAAGGUCAUCUGCAUCUAUCAGCUGGAGAGCGGCCCGCCCACUGUCGCGACGUUUGGCACCAACGAGCCUCCCCCCGUCGAGAACUGGAAGACCACGAAACGUCUUAUAGGCCACGAUAACGAUGUCCAGGAUCUCGGCUGGUCCCACGAUGGGUCGAUUCUUGUCUCUGUCGGGCUCGACUCCAAGAUUGUCAUCUGGUCCGGGCACACCUUUGAGAAGCUCAAGGUGUUGUCCAUCCACCAGAGUCACGUCAAGGGCAUCACCUUUGACCCGGCCAACAAGUUCUUUGCGACGGCAAGCGAUGACAGGACAAUCAAGAUCUUUAGAUUCACCUCGCCCGCGCCAAACGCCACACAGCACGACAUGGCCAACAAUUUCCAGCUCGAGACGACCAUCAGCGCGCCCUUCAAAUCAUCCCCCCUCACAACAUACUUUCGGCGGUGCUCGUGGUCGCCAGAUGGUAACCACAUCGCGGCGGCCAACGCCGUCAAUGGACCCGUCAGCUCCGUGGCCAUCAUCGAGCGAUCGCAGUGGGACAGCGAGAUCAACCUGAUCGGACACGAAGGUCCCACGGAGGUCUGCAUGUUCUCGCCCCGUCUUUUCCAUACCAAGAAGCCUGCCGAGAACGGGACCACGAAUGGGCACGCCCCGGCUGCCUCCCUCGUGACGGUCAUUGCCUCAGCAGGGCAGGACAAGACGCUCAGCGUGUGGAACACAAACACGUCCAGACCUGUGGUCAUCCUGCAGGACCUGGCUGCAAAGUCGAUUUCGGAUCUGGCCUGGACGCCAGAUGGCCAGACUCUUUUCGCGGCCAGUCUCGACGGAUCGAUCGUGGUUGCCAAGUUCGAGACAGGGGAGUUGGGUUGGGUUGCGAACCUCGAGGAAACGGACAGAGCUCUGUCCAAGUACGGCGCAUCUCGAAAGGCUAUGGGCAUUGCCGAGGAUGUGGACGGCCUGCUUCUCGAGGACCACAGCAAAGAAGGCGAGCGCAAGGGAGUCGAAUCAAGGAUGGGCGCUCUCAUGGGCGACUUUGAGCCGAUGGCCACGGACGCCCCUGCUACGAAUGGAACGAAGGCGACCGAAGCCGGGACACCAAAGGACACCCCCGCAAGUGGGACAGCAACACCAAAGGAGAAGGACGCGGAGGCAGAGAAAGCGUCAGAGGCGGCCGACAAAACGGCACAGCGCGUCAAUGAGCUCAAGUCCAGGGUGACUAUCGGCAAGGACGGCAAGAAGAGGGUCGCACCUAUGCUCAUCUCAUCCUCGGGGACGGGCCAGUCUUCACUACCUCAGACACAGCUCGUCGGUUCAACCAAAGCAAAAGCUGCACAGAAUGAUGCGCCACAGAGCAUACUCGAUCUCUCGAAGCCUUACGAUGGCUUGCCAGAGGGCGGACUUGCUGCUAUGCUGCUUGGCAAUAAGAGGAAGGCGAUAGUGCUGGACGGGGAUGACGAGGACGACACGGGGCCCAGGCGGCCUUCAUCCAUGCCUCGUGCUAUUGUGCGAAAUGGCGCCGAAGGCCUUGAGCAGGCAACACUUGAGCCACCACAGAACGGUGUGGUAUCAACACCAGAGUACCUCCGCCCUGCCGUCCUGAAUCCUUCAAUAUCCAUAUCACAGGUCCGCCUUGCGGUUCCAAAGAUCCGCUCACACAUUGUGCGCUCCCUUGAGCGUGGUGUACUGCUGGAGAGCACCAUAGACGACGCGACACGAUUCCCCGAGAAUGUCGUGCUGGAAGCCAGGAAUCCUGUGGCAGUUAGAGACCCGUCACAUAUCACCGCCACGAAGCGUGGUGCUCUCCUGUGGCAGGACUUCCUCCCCAGAGCCGUGAUCCUCGUGACCGGCAACAAGAAAUUCUGGGCCGCAGCCUGCGAGGACGGCAGCAUCUACACGUGGACGCCUGCUGGCCGCCGACUCAUCAACGCAAUGAUCCUCGAGUCACAACCCGUUAUAUUUGAGUGCCGUGAUUCAUGGCUGCUGUGCAUCACGGCUGUGGGCCUCUGCUACGUCUGGAAUAUCAACACUCUAUCAUCACCACACCCGCCCGUCUCGUUGGGCCCUAUUCUCGAGCUUGCCAUCAACUCUCUACAACCCCACGGCGCCAUGCCUGCGCCAGGCGUCACGUCCGCACAUCUCAACUCCAACGGCCACAUUGUCGUCACGCUUACCAAUGGCGACGGCUACUACUACGCCCCGAACAUGUACUCGUGGCAGCGCCUUUCAGAAUCCUGGUGGGCAGUGGGUAGCCAGUACUGGAACAGCAAUGACUCGUCCAUCUCAGCCCUGCAGUCUACAGCCGUGGGACCUGCGCUCCCCGACCAAUCCAAGAAGACUGCGGCAGAGCAAGACACUCCAGUCAGCGUGUCAGCCGGCAUCAUCCCUUACCUCGAACGGCACACGACUAGCGAAUUUCUGCUCAAGGGUCGCGCCUACACGCUCCAGCGCAUCAUCAAGACAUUGCUGUCCAAGGACGGCUUCGAGGGAUUCGAGUCCACCGUCAGCAUCGCGCACCUGGAGAACCGCAUUGCGGGCGCGCUUCAGCUCGGCGCCAAGGACGAGUUCAGGCUGUACCUGCUCAUGUACGCAAAGCGCAUCGGUGCGGAGGGCUUGAAGGGGAAAGUGGAGGAGCUGCUGUCGAGCCUGCUCGGUGGGAUCCUCAAGCCGAGUGCCGCCGGAGAUGGCACAGGCGAGAUUGAGCCUGACCGGAAGGGCUGGUUCAGUCAGGACGAGUUCAUUUGUGGCUGGGACCGGAGGGAGUUGUUGAAGGGCGUCGCCAUGAUACUGGGCAAAUUCCGAGAACUGCAGCGUAUAACAGUACAAUAUGCCAGGAUCCUGGACCUCACCCUUGAAGCGGCGGGCGAUGACGAAGAGGAAGACGAUGAGGACAGUGAUGAGGAAGGCGGUGGCAGCGAUGAAGAAAUGGACGACGACAAGGACAAGGACAAGACCAAGAACAAGGAAAGCGGCGCGGCGGCGGAUGACGUCCCUGCUACUGCUACUGAAGGUGGGAAUGGCAGUGGAGGCAGCGGAAGCAGCACUAGCAGUAGGAAAGGCAAGGGGAGGAAGAAGGACGACAAAGACGCCGACGGGGACGAGGCCAUGGCCGUCGAGCCUUGA